Molecule: messenger RNA, 1507 nt
Organism: Anopheles bellator
Lineage: Eukaryota; Metazoa; Arthropoda; Insecta; Diptera; Culicidae
Product: zinc finger protein 324A-like
Exons: 4
Coding region: 1-1413 (470 amino acids)
Biological process (GO): regulation of DNA-templated transcription
Cellular component (GO): nucleus
Molecular function (GO): DNA-binding transcription factor activity, RNA polymerase II-specific; RNA polymerase II cis-regulatory region sequence-specific DNA binding; zinc ion binding
Source: RefSeq, a predicted model, not a curated record
AUGAAUCUUGAGAUUUGUCGAAUUUGUUUGUCCGCGGUCGAUGUUUUGUUUAACGUUCACGAUCCGCUGGACAAGGAUCAAACAAUGUACACCGUUCUGUGCAGCAUUUUUCCGGCGGCAUUCAGCGAUGAAACUGACCCCAACGAAUGGCCGAGCAAACUGUGUAAGAAGUGCAAACGAAAAAUUAUGAAUACGCACAGUUUUUACAAUCUUUGUAUGGCCAGCCACAAAUGGUGGAACGAGCAGUUCGCUGAGGUGCAAGUCUAUGAAAGCGCUGCCGAGUGCAUCGACGUAGCGCAGGAAGUUUCGCCGAACGCAGAACCUUCGCCAUGUUUGUUGCCGCAAUUCGCUGAAAGCCUGAAUUUCGAUGCCGAAAUGUAUGAGGACUGGACUAGUGAAAUAGAACCGGUCGGGAAAGAAACCCAGGAGCAGAUCACCCAGGUCGAAACAAUCGACGAAAUUUUAGUUUACGAAGAAGACACCGAUGCCAGCUGCAAAGAAAAUACCCCAGGGAACAUGGCACCGGCAGAAUCGCUUCCUCAUCUAUGCACAUUUUGUGAAGAGGCAUCGUUUGCAUCGGCACACGAUUUAACAAGCCAUUUGUUAGAGUUCCAUACAGAAAAGGUUCACUACUGCGAACCAUGCUCGGUGUUGUUCUUAGACAGGAAGAAGUACCAAGUCCACCAAAAAUCUCACGAUUUGGGGCAUACUUACUUUUGUGGAACUUGCGAAAAAGGUUUCGCGUCGGAAAGUAAACUUGCGAAACACAGCAAAAAGCACGCCGUGAACCACCUAUGUUCUAUUUGUGGUAAGAAGUUCAGCCGACGACAGUAUCUUACACGGCACAUGGUCCGCCAUUCAAGCGCUCGACCGUAUGCUUGUGAUCUGUGCCCGGCCAGGUUUGUUACCCAAGGUGAAGAGAGGGCACACAAUAGGACCGUUCAUACUGAAACUAAGAAGUUUGAGUGUGAUUUGUGUGGAACGAAAUGGUAUUCAAGGAAUGGUUUGAAAAAGCAUCGUCAGACGCAUAUGGGCGAGCGACCAUUUAGCUGCAACCUUUGUGAAUGGAGCUUUACAGCAGCGCACCACCUUAAACGCCACAUGGUCGUCCACACUGGGGAACGGUCGUAUAAGUGCGGUUUCUGUGGUAAGCAGUUCGCGCAAGGCAGCGUGCUGGUGAAACAUACUCGGACACACAUCGGCGAGAACGUUUUUCCGUGCGUCCAUUGCGACGCUUCCUUCCGGUUGCUACGAGAUUUAAGGAACCACUACAAAGAACACCUCCAACCGGCAGAUGGGACAAUCAUAGACUCUUCAGUGGCAGGUGACGGCCUCGGACAAGUGAUUCGAUUCAACACUAAAGAUGCUCUGAACAUUCGAUACCGUAAGGAUGGCAUAGAUAUCACAAAUUAAAGGUCGAAGGGAUCGUACAGUUAAGCCAUGAGCUGGUACUACAUCUAUGUCUUUGCAAUGCCCUUCCUAUACUGGGUGCCGUUUUCAGUAUAAU